This is a messenger RNA of Schistosoma curassoni, 1305 nucleotides long. The record is from the annotation of a GenBank genome assembly. NCBI's taxonomy places the organism in Eukaryota, Metazoa, Platyhelminthes, Trematoda, Strigeidida, Schistosomatidae.
AUGCGUAAAAGUUUUGAUAUAGUUGUACGAAAUGAUAAAUAUACAUUGACAGUCAAAUUGUUGUACAGUGUAUCAAUUAUUCUAUUGAUCAUAUGGUUGAUCAACAUUUUACCAAGUCUUUUUCAAUGGAGAAUCAAUCAAGUCGAUCAUGAUGUAAUACCUAAAACAAUAGAAUUUUCGUGCAAUAAUAUAUCUGUUCCAAACGGGUCAGAAUCAGAUCUUGCUAGUGUAUUACACAAAAUAUAUUCCCCUAUCAGUAAAACAUCCGUUCAAAAAUACCCACUGAGAUAUAGUCUGGAAGAAAAUAGACUUGAGAAAUUAUAUGAUUCAUUGGGUGUGAAUAAGACCGUGAAGACGUUUCUCAACUAUGGGCAUCGUACAAUUUUUAGACCAAUGAACUUUUCAAAAUGUCAUGCUUCGAAAUGUGCAGUUAUCACUGACAUGAACAGAUGGCGAGAAGCUGAUGCACUUAUACUGACAGAAGAUAAAGUGCCGAAUGGAAUUCGACCUCCAGAGCAAUUAUGGUUUAGUUUAAUAGAAGAGUCGCCUGUACAUAUUGCUAUGGCAGGUACACUGGAAAAUGAAAUUAAUUACACUAUCUCCUUCCGUCUGGAUUCAACGAUUUACUCACCAUACGGUUCCUAUGAGCCAUACAUGAAGCACCAUGGACCAGAAACACGAUAUCCUUUACCUUCUAGAAACUUCGCUACUGGGAAAUCAAAGAAAGUUGCAUGGUUUGUGAGUAACUGUAUACCGAAAAGUCCAAGAAUGCAAUACGCCAAAGAACUUUCACGACAUAUCCCGCUUGAUAUUUAUGGUCAGUGUGGCACGUUAUCCUGUCCAAAGUAUAAUCCGACUUUUACCUCAUCAGUUAGCUGCUUGAAAAUGAUUCGCGAAAAUUACAAGUUUUAUUUGAGCUUCGAAAAUAGUUUGUGCAGUGAAUACAUAACAGAGAAGUUGUAUAAAAAUGCAUUGAAAAACGAUCUACUUCCAAUUGUGAUGGGUGCAUCGAUAGAGGAAUAUGAAAGAGUCGCUCCUCCAUACUCGUUCAUUCACGUUGAUCAAUUCGAAUCACCAGCUAAACUGGCAGACUAUUUGAAGUAUUUGGACAAGAACGAUACUGCAUAUAAUGAAUAUUUUGCAUGGCAUGGUCAUGGAGUCAUACAUGAUUACGAUGCCCAACCUCAAUGUGCAAUGUGUCUGCUAGCUCAUACAUCUCAUUCAUUUGGUCCCUAUUGGGUUCCGAGUGUGGCACGAUGGUGGAAUGAUGGAUGUAAUGGUCGGAAAUUGCGUUGGAAUCCAUGA